AUGUCAAGUAACUUCUCGGAAACAUCGUCAAUAUCUCAAUUCGUAUGGACGCCAUUAGAUGCUGUCACUUAUAUUGUGAAAAGGUGGAAAUCUUCAAAUAUUGUAGUGCAGCGUACUCAGUUUCCAAUAGUACCAGCAGGAGGUAUUACAAUUCACAAGUCGAAAGGUGCAACCUUAGAAAAUGUUGUGGUUCAUAUUUCUAAAACUGUAAAACGAUCGAUACUCUAUGUAGCUUGUUCCAGAGCAAUGUCAUCGUCUGAACUGUGUUUAGUCGUGAAUUCAGGUAGAUUUAAACCUCCUUCUGAAAUAUCAGAAUCGAGCGCUGUAAAUAUAGAAAUGAACAGACUAGAGCAAAACAAAUUGGUACCAUAUUUUAAUCUUUUGCAAACACCUGAAAAUAAUGCAGUUCAAAUGAUAUUUUAUAACGUGCAAUCAUUACGCAAACAUUUUUCAGACGUCAUCAUAGAUCCAAUUCAUUCCUCCCAUGCAGCAUUGUUUGUUGAAACCUGGGUAUGUAUUAGAGACACUUUUGAACUUGAUGGUUUUUAUGACGUGUGCAGAGUAGAUGGUCCAGCUAUAUCUAAUGCAAAUUCAGGUUGGGGAUCUAUCGCGUAUUUACGUCGCAAUCUUAAGAAUGCUGUGACAGAUGGAUCAUGUGAAAGAUAUUAUUUAAAUAACCCAGGCGCUGCAAAUAGGCAUUGUGAAUGCUUGCAUUUUGAAAUGUUUAAAGUGAGAGUGAUAACUGUAUAG
Molecule: messenger RNA, 750 nt
Organism: Parnassius mnemosyne (clouded apollo)
Lineage: Eukaryota; Metazoa; Arthropoda; Insecta; Lepidoptera; Papilionidae
Source: the annotation of a GenBank genome assembly